GGUAAAACCCAACACUCCCAAGAGGGAAAGCGGAUACUACCAAUCUGUACCAACGGGGACCUUCACAAUUUUUUUUACUCUCUCGAUUUAGGUUUCCCAAAGUCUCCGUUCCUCUUUCGAUUCUCUUGCUCUCUCGCACCUGCUGGAUGGAUUCCUGAUGUUCUUCUGCCUACGGUUCUGUAGUAUGAAUAAAUCUGUAGCCUGGAUAAGCGAUAAUGCUUGAUUAACUGAGGUUUGAAACUGUUUUCCACAAUUAUAGCUAUUUGUGGAUCUCAGAUGGAUGAUGGAGGGCACCGUGAAAAUGGCAGACACAAAGCAGAUCAAUAUAAAACAGCUCAGGGUCAGUGGUUGAUGCAACAUCAGCCAUCGAUGAAACAAAUAAUGGGCCUUAUGGCUGAAAGAGAUGCAGCCAUUCAAGAAAGAAACUUGGCCCUUUCUGAGAAAAAGGCAGCUAUUGCAGAGCGAGAUAUGGCAUUUUUGCAACGAGAUACAGCAAUUGCAGAACGAAAUAAUGCCUUUCUGGAACGGGACAAUGCCAUUGCCACUCUUCAAUACCGGGAAAACUCCUUGACCAGUGGUAAUAUGUCAUGCCCACCAGGAUGCCAAAUCUCACGGGGGGUGAAGCACAUCCACCACCCACAGCAGCACACACAUCAUUUACCCCACAUGGGUGAGGCUUCUUACAAUACGAGGGAAAUGCACACAACUGAUGCCCUUGCAAUAUCACAAGUUGCUUCUGAGGCUGCAAAGUCACGACGGGCCAAACGAACGAAGGAGACCAAGGGAAUGCCAUCUGAUAAGAAGGCUUCAAAAUCUCCAAAGAAGAUAAAGAGGGAGAGUGAUGACUUGAAUAAAAUCAUGUUUGGCAAGACACAUGAGUGGAAAGGUGGGCAGGAUAUGGGUGGUGGAGGUGAUGAUCUGAACAGACAGUCUGGGGGUUCAAAGUCUGAUUGGAAGGGACCAGACCUGGGGUUGAAUCAGGUUGCAUUUGAUGACUCAACCAUGCCUGCACCAGUAUGCUCCUGCACUGGAAUCCUAAGGCAGUGUUACAAAUGGGGAAAUGGGGGGUGGCAAUCUUCAUGCUGCACCACAACCAUGUCAAUGUAUCCUCUACCAGCUGUGCCCAACAAGCGGCACACUCGAGUAGGUGGGCGAAAGAUGAGUGGAAGUGCCUUUGCCAAGCUGCUCAGCCGCCUUGCAGCAGAAGGACAUGAUUUAUCAAAUCCUGUUGAUCUGAAGGACCACUGGGCUAAGCAUGGAACAAAUCGCUACAUCACAAUCAAAUAGACGAGUAAAUGUCGAUGGAAUGGAGGAAUAGGAUAAUAGCGAACGAGAAAAAGCCAUUAAUGAACAGGUAUGCGUCUUCCACUAUUUUUCGUUUAAACCAAGGAUUUAUUUGGCACAACAGGACAAGCUUGUUAGGAUGCAAGUCGGUUUACUCUCUUCCUGCAGAUGGUUUGCUUCCUCUGUUUGUCAUCUAUGUAACUUUGAUAUCAACAUAAUAACGAAUGAAAGGCUUCUCAUCUUCCUUCGUAUCCCACAUUGAACCAAGGAAGAAGCAUUCCUUGGUUUAAAACUAGUUAGUUGUUGUCCAUAUGAAGGGAUUGGUCCUUGGUAAGUUUAGGUAGUUGUUGGAAGUUGCAUCGCAAGGUUCGGAAUACUUGUAUGUAAGGAAGUGUCACUCUAAAGUAGAUGAUUUUCUUUCGCUGAAUAAUUUGGCCAUUUUCGGGACAUGACAUGUAUCGCUGAACUUAUUCUGCAUGGCCAUGAGAUGACAUGCUUUAGUUUGAUUCUGAUGAUAAGGUGGACGAGUUGUCUGGCGCUCUCCU
Molecule: messenger RNA, 1829 nt
Organism: Juglans regia (Persian walnut)
Lineage: Eukaryota; Viridiplantae; Streptophyta; Magnoliopsida; Fagales; Juglandaceae
Product: protein BASIC PENTACYSTEINE6-like
Exons: 4
Coding region: 277-1287 (336 amino acids)
Biological process (GO): response to ethylene
Cellular component (GO): nucleus
Molecular function (GO): sequence-specific DNA binding; DNA-binding transcription factor activity
Source: RefSeq, a predicted model, not a curated record